Messenger RNA from Copidosoma floridanum, 1311 nucleotides. Its product is annotated as ATP-dependent DNA helicase PIF1-like. NCBI's taxonomy places the organism in Eukaryota, Metazoa, Arthropoda, Insecta, Hymenoptera, Encyrtidae. The record is from RefSeq and is a predicted model, not a curated record.
AUGGAUGAGCAUCCAGAAUUCGACAUAGUGGAAAUCACUAGAAAAAUCGGUAUUGACAUUCUAAAUAACGUUGAGAUCACAAGUCAAGAAGCAGCUUGGAAUGAAGAUAACGAUAUUUUGGCAGACAGUAAAUACAUAAACUUGUACGAAGAUAAUGAAGCAAUUAUUCUAGAAAAACGACUACAAUUUGAAUCGAAUUUAGAUAUUAAUAAAACAAUUGAUAUUUGUCGUCAAUUGUGCCGUGAUAAUGAUGGUGAUAAUGAUAUAGAAAAUGUGGCUAAUUUACAUAAUGAAAUUUCAGAUGCUUUUCAAUGCAUUUAUAAUAAUCCUCAUUCUGAAGUUAAUGCAGAUAUUCAUUCCUCGCCCCUGCAAAUAUUUUUCACUGGACCAGCUGGAUGCGGUAAGACUUUUGUCAUUAAACUUCUCAUGAAAAUUUAUAAUAGAUUCACGAACAACGAUGGUUUUUGUAACGCAUACAUAACAUAUGCCUCAACUGGUAAAGCUGCAGAGGCAAUUGAUGGCACUACAGUACACACAGCCUUAAAAAUAACGCUUACAAAACUACUUCCAUUAUCGAUGGAAUUAGUUCAAUUAUAUAGAACUCUAUUUAAAUAUGUUCGCAUUUUAAUAAUUGAUGAAGUCAGUAUGGUGAGCGCUGAAUUAUUACAAAAGAUUGAUUGUAGAUUAAAACAAAUUACUGGCAAUUUCAAUGAACCGUUUGGAGGAUUAGAUAUUAUUUUGAUUGGUGAUUUAAGGCAAUUACCUCUAGUAAGAGCAACUUCUAUUUAUAAGUCAGUGAAACAACAAAUUGCUGGCCCAUCAUUGUGGCGUGGAAUUCAGUUUUAUGAAUUGACUGAAGUAAUGAGACAGUCUAAUCAAAUGUUUUCGUCCUUAUUGACUAAGAUUGGAAAUGGCGAGGUAUUGGAUGAAAAUGAGUGUACUUUGAUUGAAUCUCGAUUUUACACGAAAGAAGAAGCUGAUAGGCUUUGUCCAAAUGGAAUUCCUACAGAUGAAUUCAUUGGUUAUCAUACUGCUGAGCAAUUAACUAUUGUCACACAAAAGUUCCAUAAAAUGUCCGUUAUCGAUACUGGUGGAUUACCGUAUCAAAUAACUUUCGUAUUAGGCAAACCUUAUAUGAUAACUUCUAAUAUUAAUGUAUCAGAUGGAUUAGCCAAUGGAGCAGUAGGUUCCUUAAAUUAUGUUGAAUACAAUGAUAAUCAACAAGUUACUCGUGUUUGGCUACUUUUUCACGAUUCUCCAAAAACCGGUGAAAAAAUAAGAAAAAAGUCUCAAAUUACGCUCAAAAACUAA